AUGUCUAGCCGGGAGUAUCCGAAAGUGUGGAGUCGAUUCGAAAGGAUAGUCGAUGAAGGAACUCUUCGGUUCGAAAUAUCGGAUAUUCCCGAUUCGAUGUGGAGCACCGCCGUAGAGUUUAUGCUGGGAAAUUAUAUUCGAGAAGACGUGUGGUGGAUUGCUGCAGGUACGGCGAAGGACCUUGAAGCAGUACAGGAAUAUAGAGUGCUCCUGACAUCGAUCAUUAGGCAGAAAAUGAGUUUGGCGUGCUUCUUGGCUGAGGGGGACGGCUCGGGACGCACUCUCGUCGGCGUCAAUAUGUGUUUGCCUCAGGAAAAGGGACGCUUCGUUGAGCACAAUCCGCCAAAAACGAAGCCGGGUUUGCUGUCACUGCGAAUGUUCGUGGAGGCUAUGAAAGUGACAGUGAUAUAUGAUAAAUACGGCGUGAAUAAAUAUCUCAUGGGAGCUGGUCUUUCAGUGACACCGGAGUACAGGGGGCUGGGUAUUGCGGUUGAACUACUUAAAUCCAGAAUGACACUCGCCAAAGAAUUGGGUUAUCAAGCCACCGGUGGCAUCUUCACGAGUGCCCCAGCACAGCGCUCUGCGGAAAAGGCUGACAUGGAAUGUCUCCACGAAGUCCCAUACAAGAAGUUCGGAAAACAGUGCGGCGUCACAUUCGACACAAACACCGAAAACCUGAAAAUAUUCGGAAUUCAACUCUGA
Molecule: messenger RNA, 702 nt
Organism: Amyelois transitella
Lineage: Eukaryota; Metazoa; Arthropoda; Insecta; Lepidoptera; Pyralidae
Exons: 4
Coding region: 1-702 (233 amino acids)
Molecular function (GO): N-acetyltransferase activity
Source: RefSeq, a predicted model, not a curated record